GAAAGACAUUAUCGGUAGAUUUCACUAAACCUGAUAUUAAACUAAACCUUGAUAUUGUGUUAGAUUCUGUCGUUACUAUUUUUCGUUUUUCGAGUAAAAUUAACUAGCAAUUCAAAGCGUAAAAAAUGUCGUCCAUGGAAAACUUAUCGACAUUUUUUUCAAGAAUAAAACUAGCCCCAGGGCGUGGUAGGUGGUGGGUUGUGUACAGUUGUCAAAAUUUCUAAGUGGGAGGUGCAGGGAUAGUAUUAAGGUGAAAAACCAAGAAUCGAGAAGAUGUUGUGCAUUUUGAUUGGAAUUUUUUCACUGGUCUUCAUUAUGGAGGACAUUAUCUUUAUCUGGAAUAAUAAAAAUAGUUAACCUUUUUUCCUUUUUUUUUUUUUUUCGCCUUUAACAAUUGUGUCUAAACAAUGAGAGCUCCGCUGUUAGGCAGUGCCUAAAUUUAUAUCAUAGCCAUUGCAAAGAUAUUUUCGGAAGAGCAGAUGGAUGUAUCAAGCCACACGUAUCCUAACGCCACCUAGUAUGUCAAAACAGAGGCACCCUAAAGGCAAUGAAGGAAAUUAUCAAGCCACAGGUAUCGCUAUAUUAUAUCAAAUCAAUGCUGCCCCAAAGGGAACCAAGUAAAUUAUCGCGCCACAGGUAACCCAAGACAAACCCAGUACUAGUGACUCGAGCUUUGAACAGGUACCAGUUCAUCACUGCAAACUUUCAAGACAAAAGCACGUUGUUGCAGCAGGUACCUUCACUACAGCCCUUUCGAUACGAUAACAAUAUAUCAAAAUAAUGAAUGUUGCUAUAAAAUAUGGUCAAACAUGGCCCAAAGACAACAUUUUUGGCGCUGCUUUUUAUUUUCUUGUUCUUUUAUGAUUCUUUCUAACACGGCCAGUAAAAGCACGUCAAGUUUAACAGAGAAGUCAACAAAAUUGAUGGUACUAGAUGGACCUUGUGUGAUCAGAAGAACGCGGCUGCCAAGACUCGAUGGAAUAAAGGUAGGCCACGUGCAACCGAUUCAGUUGACAUCGAACACAGACCCUCAUCUUGUCAAGACGAUUAGUCUCUCGCCUCCUAUAUUUGAAAUACCAGAUUUCCUGUCAGAAGAAGAAUGCGACAAGCUGAUCAAACUUGCUAACAGUCACAUGAUGCAAACCAGUGACAUCAUCAACCCAGGCGCUACUUUGAGUAAGCUUGACUACGACACGACAUUUAGUCAAUGGGACAGGAAUGGUGAUAAACUCAUUGACAAACACGAGAUUUUCGCUCAGUUACUAUAUCUUCGAGACAUGCACUUUACAGACAAAGAUAUUGACAAAAUGCUCCAAACACUGAAAAUUGGGCAAAUUAAAAAAGGUUUUAUUCAUCCGAAAGAAUUUCAAGGGAAGAAACUCAUGGGAUAUAUAGAUCAAGUGAGGUUAAAAGAUCCCAAAGUCAUAGGUCGUCAUAGCAACGAGACGUGGCUGGACAUGUGGGAAGACGAUAUCUUGAGAGACCUUAAUUUCAGGAAAGCAGCAUUAACCGGUCUACCACUUGAAGUCAUCGAAGGCAGCGAAACACCGGUGGUCAUCAAGUAUGGCAAGGGGGGACAUUAUCACUGUCAUUAUGACUCGCAUUCUCCUGUCGUCAUACAGCCUUGCUGUCAUCGUUCAUCUCAGGAUGGAUGUCGUGUGUGCAGGUACAUCACGAUCAUGUAUUUCUUAAGUGAUGUUGAAACAGGAGGACAGACAGCCUUCCCUAUAGCAAACAACAUAACCUUUAAUCACAAGAAAUGGCAUCAACAGUUACAGAACUUUUCCAACCUCAGCGCCUACUGCUCUAAAGCAAACAUCAUAGUGACACCAAAGAAAGGCAAGGCGGUCAUGUGGUAUAACCACGUGGUAGAUAAGUCUACAGGAUGGUUGGCAGGGCUGGACCAGAUGUCUUAUCAUGGUGGAUGUGAUGUCAUUAGAGGAGAGAAAUGGAUAAUGAACAAUUGGAUAAACAUUAUAGGACAAAACUUCGGGAAUAUCAGGACAUGGAAUGAUACUUAUACUAAAUUACAUAUCUAUAAAGAUCAUCUUGGAAAAUAUGGUGGAACUUAAUCAGAUAUAGUGAUCUUUGAUAAGAAAAAAAAGUUAUAUAAAUAAACAAAAAUCAAGAAA
Messenger RNA from Actinia tenebrosa (Australian red waratah sea anemone), 2132 nucleotides. RefSeq names its product transmembrane prolyl 4-hydroxylase. The record is from RefSeq and is a predicted model, not a curated record. Gene Ontology annotation, cellular component: endoplasmic reticulum. NCBI's taxonomy places the organism in Eukaryota, Metazoa, Cnidaria, Anthozoa, Actiniaria, Actiniidae. Gene Ontology annotation, biological process: peptidyl-proline hydroxylation to 4-hydroxy-L-proline. Gene Ontology annotation, molecular function: L-ascorbic acid binding; iron ion binding; procollagen-proline 4-dioxygenase activity.